Tetrapisispora phaffii CBS 4417 is the source of this 798-nucleotide messenger RNA. RefSeq lists its product as uncharacterized. The transcript has a single exon. The coding region runs from base 1 to 798 and encodes 265 amino acids. NCBI's taxonomy places the organism in Eukaryota, Fungi, Ascomycota, Saccharomycetes, Saccharomycetales, Saccharomycetaceae. The record is from RefSeq and is a predicted model, not a curated record.
AUGGCUGGUUUUGGUGGUGCGGGUAUUACUCUUGCAUCAAUUAGUAAAUAUUGUUGCAAAAAAGACCCUGUUUCAGGGCAAGAUACUUUCCGUGACUGUAGAUGGUCAUGCGUUUUAGCGAGUAUCAGUACUCUAUUAGUAGUUGUUGGCGCAUCUUUGGCCACAGGAAACUGGCCUACUGAAGGAGCAAUAGGUGGACUAAAUCAUAAUAAUAAAAGAAAUAUUGAUUAUAAAAACUAUACUUCUAUUAAUAAAAUGAUAGAGAAUUUUAAUUCUAUUGGUUUAACAGUCCAUGAUACGUGGGGUAACAAUUAUUUUGAAAUUGGAGAAAAAUUAUAUGCAACAAAUACAUGGUUUAGGUUACAUGCACCUGGUUUUGGUCCGGUUGCAAAUAUUUAUAUUAGCCCUGAAAAUUCUUAUCUCACAACAACGCAUCCUAAUGAUCACAUGAAUAAUCCUCGAAAUAGAAAGUUGGUAGAUUAUACGGAGCGGUACGAUUCAUCAUUUUGGUUGGGUGGGGGUUUGAUCACCUCUUACUGUCGUUACAACAAAGGAGGUUCGGAUCUUGCUGCACCUAAAGAUACAAAUAUUAUUUUUCCGGCAAUAAACUCUCUUCAGCAUAUUUUUACAGAAGUUUAUGGCCCAUAUCACUGGAUUAUCAAUGAAAAUAACCUUUCAAACAGGCAUAUAGCAGAAGGAGUUUUAAGUUACUCUGAUACAUACGAUGGUACCAGGCCUGGCUUUCUGCCUACUGGUGGUAUCCCAUCUGUGUGUUAUGGUGACCACGACGAAUUAUAA